Messenger RNA from Cajanus cajan (pigeon pea), 764 nucleotides. Its product is annotated as protein C2-DOMAIN ABA-RELATED 9. The record is from RefSeq and is a predicted model, not a curated record. Lineage: Eukaryota; Viridiplantae; Streptophyta; Magnoliopsida; Fabales; Fabaceae.
CUCAUCUACUCUGUUCUUUGUUUUUUGCCCGUUAAACUCCUGCCUCUAUUUAACACGUCCAAUUAGGCAAGUUAAAUUUUGUGUCAUACAUCAAACUCUAUUUUUUUUUUUUUUUUUGUUUCAUUUGGAACAAGAGUUUCUAGGCAAUAUCGGCAAGAACAAGUUGUGUUUCAAUGGACAAUAGUAUUUUGGGUCUUCUCAAAGUUCGAAUUAAAAAGGGUGUUAAUCUUGCAAUUCGUGAUGCAAUUAAAAGAGGUGCUAGCGAUCCUUAUGUGGUUGUCAGCGUGGGUGAACAGAAAAUGAAGACUCAUGUGGUAAAAAACAACUGCAAUCCUGAGUGGGAUGAAAAUUUGACCCUAUCUAUAAAGGAUGUUAAAACUCCAAUACACCUUAAUGUUUAUGACAAAGACACUUUCUCUGGAGAUGAUAGAAUGGGUGAGGCAGAUAUAGACUUAAAACCAUAUGUUGAGUGUCUGCAGAUGGAGUUGAACAAGCUAAUUCAACAAAGAAAUGGUUUUUCAAUCAAGAGGAUACAACCAGAUGAAACUAAUUGCCUUGCUGAAGAGAGCAAUUGUAUUUGGCAAGAUGGAAAUAUUAUCCAAGAAAUGGUUUUGAGAUUGAAAAAUGUUGAGACUGGGGAAUUAUAUGUGGAAAUUGAGUGGAUUGAUGUUAUUGGUUGCAAGGGCUUAUCACAAGUAGAACUUUAAGUGUGUUUCCAUCCUUAACGUUAUAUGAAGUAUUGAAUUUUAGAAUUCUCAUGCAAU